GGCGUCGGUUGUUCCCUUGGCUUUCCGCCUUUCGCCCCUCUCUCCUCUUCCGACCUCGAUCGGAAUAGACAAGAGAGAAGCCUUAGGUGGCCUCUUUCUCUCGCCAAGAGCGCCGAUGGCCGACGGCCAGUGGAGGUACGGCGACGCUCGCCACCAGGUGUCGGCCCCUUUGUCUCCCCUUCAGAUCACCGUGAAGCGCCCUCGUUCCGACCACGGAGAUGUUCCUAGUGGUCUGGAAUAUGUUGAUUAUUAUCCUCGUGAAGAAGGGAGGGUGGGAUGCCGUGUCAUCAGGGACACUGCAUCGAUCAAUGCAUCCUAUGAACGUUAUUUGCGUGAGCGGCGAAAUGUGUCUUAUGGUGGCGGCGAAUCCCUUAGGCCAGUUGCUGGUGGAAUGGGUAGUCAUUCUGUUGAUGAUAUGCAUAUGAUGGGUGUUGGGGGCAUUGAUGGACAAAGUGAUGGAUAUGGAAGUGGUAGACCAGAAAUGCCUCUGCCUCCAGAUGCAUCGAGCACAUUAUUUGUGGAGGGCCUUCCUGCGAACUGCACGCGCAGGGAAGUGUCUCAUAUUUUUCGUCCAUUUGCAGGUUUUCAAGAGAUUAGACUUGUGAAUAAGGCAUCUAGACAUCCUGGAGGAGAUCCACUUGUUCUAUGCUUUGUCGAUUUCUCUAACCCUAGUCAAGCUGCAGUUGCUUUGGAUGCUUUGCAAGGUUAUAAGUUUGACGUGCAUGACCGAGAUUCAGCCAAUUUAAGGCUGCAAUUUGCUCGCUUUGCUGGUCCGAGGUCAGCUGGCAGACCUCGUGGCAGGCGUUGAUAUCGGGAGGAUUUUCUCUUUCCAGGUGACAGAUGCUGAUAUUUCAGUCUAUGCGUUUGUGUGCAAGUAAAACAUUUGCUUGAAGAUAAUGUCAGAGGGUUAUACACUCAUUAUGCUGAAUCAUUAUUCAACUGUUACCAUCUUGUAAACAUGUUGAGAUCAGGAUGCUUUGUUGACCAUGGGACUGUUAGUAGAUUAACCUUUCCGGUUUUCUUUUCAUAGACUUUGAACGUGAGAGUGCGGAAACUUUUGAGUUUAUAUUGCCUGGCA
Messenger RNA from Phoenix dactylifera (date palm), 1078 nucleotides. Its product is annotated as protein MATERNALLY EXPRESSED GENE 5-like. Gene Ontology annotation, molecular function: RNA binding. The record is from RefSeq and is a predicted model, not a curated record. NCBI's taxonomy places the organism in Eukaryota, Viridiplantae, Streptophyta, Magnoliopsida, Arecales, Arecaceae.